AUGGGUGAUGUUGGAGGACUGAGUUCGAACGGCGGCGUUUUGGUGGAGGAUGACCCUCUCAGCUCCUUUUCUGGGUCGCGUCGGAGGCAACCUGAUCCGGCUUCAAUUACAGAUGAGUGUUUUGUAGCGGCAGAGGAAGCGGCCGAGCAAGUGAUGAAUUGCAUACACCCAACUCUUGACUCAGAAGAGAAGAGAAAAGACGUAAUUGAUUACGUACAAAGGCUCAUCAAGCGUCAUCUCGACUGUGAGGCUUUUCCCUAUGGGUCUGUGCCGCUGAAGACAUACUUACCUGAUGGAGAUAUCGACUUGACUGCACUUAAAAGUCUUAAUGUUGAGGAAUCUUUGGCGCGCGACGUUCUUGGUAUUCUGCAAGGGGAGCAGCUGAAUGAAAAUGCAGAAUAUGAAGUGAAGGAUGCGCAGUUUAUAGAUGCCGAGGUGAAAAUUGUGAAAUGCCUUGUGCAGAACAUUGUGAUCGAUAUUUCCUUUAAUCAGUUGGGAGGACUUUCUACACUUUGUUUCCUUGAGCAGGUUGAUCGUCUUGUUGGGAAAAAUCAUCUCUUUAAACGUAGCAUUAUUUUGGUAAAAGCUUGGUGCUACUAUGAGAGCCGUAUUCUUGGUGCACACCAUGGUUUAAUAUCUACUUAUGCUUUGGAAACACUUGUCCUCUAUAUACUCCAUCUAUUUUAUUCAUCCCUGAAUGGCCCUCUAGCGGUACUCUAUAAAUUUUUGGAAUAUUUUAGCCAAUUUGACUGGGAGAACUACUGUGUAAGUUUGAAGGGGCCAGUUCGAAUAUCAUCACUUCCAGAUAUAGUGGUUAAUAUACCAGAAGAUGGACAGAAGGAUCUGAUGCUUAGUGAAGAAUUUUUAGAAAAAUGUAUAGGAAUGUUUUCAGGUUCAACUCGGAGUCUCGAGACAAUCCCAAAAGCAUUUCAGCCUAAAAAUCUUAAUAUAAUUGACCCGCUGAAGGAUAAUAAUAACCUUGGACGUAGUGUGCACAGAGGCAAUUUCUACCGUAUACGUAGUGCUUUCAAAUAUGGGGCUCGCAAGCUUGGUCAAGUUCUGUUGCAACCAAGAGAUAAAGUUGUGGAUGAGAUAUGUGAAUUCUUCUCAAAUACUCUUGCAAGACAUGGGCAAAAUCACACUAGUGUUAUCGAGCAUUCAGCCUUGGUAUUUGAAGAUGAAGAGUCUUUGACGGUGUCUUUAGAAUCCUCGACUGAAUUAUACUCAGAGGAUGAUGCGCUUCUAAAAUCAUCUGUCAGUGAUUUUGAGAAUGAUAGUCUAGGGGCUUCAGACAGAUCCACUUUGGAGUUCAGAAAUGAGCUAGAGAGAUGCUCGAUGAGAGACACUUUAGAGAUGGAAUCAGAAACAUGCUCCUCAGCUGAUGGACCCGCUUCAGGACACCACCUUGCAGGGGAUGCAUAUGACCUUGCAACAUCUAAUUCAACUUUGAGGAUUGAACGUAACACAUCAGAUUAUGCAUCAAGCAGCAAUAAUAGUGCAUCUCUCUUGGGGAAACAUUACCAGAAAUCCCAUUACUUCUCUUCCAAGUCAUCUGUAGAAAAUGGAAGCACGGCAAGUGGGAACUUUCACCAAGGUGACCUAUCAAAUAGUGCUCAUCAGAAGUUUGGGUUAACUUCAUGGUUGGAGAGCAGAGAGAAUCAUGUGGAAAUGAAUAAUACAUAUAGAUGGUGUAUGGAUAGUUCUAAGGUCGUCUAUAAAGUGGGUUCGGCUUCUUCUAGUCCCAAGGCAAGUAAUUUUGAAAAUGUAUCCGAGAGUUGUGGAGAAAUUGAUCUCUUGAGCAUAGCAGGAGAGUCAGACGUACCUUUGAACCCUUUGGCAGACCUCAGUGGUGAUUAUGACUGCCAAAUUAGGAAUUUACUCUAUGGUCAGUUAUGCAAUGGGAUUUAUUUGUCUGCUCCUUUACCCCACCCUCCUCCAUUGCCUUCUAGGAUUCAAAAUAUGGAGCCGUUGGAUAAUGCUUGGCAAUCAAUGCCACUCAACAGGAGUCAGUUUCCCCAAAUGAAUUCAAACAUGCUGUUUGCAGAACCACUUAUGGGUCUUGGUACUAAUACUGCCUUACACACUGCUGCUUUUGGUUCUGAAGGAAAACAGAAAGCACGAGGAAUAGGAACUUACUUUCCCAUUAUGAAUGGUUCUCCCAGGGAGAAUCCUUCACAUGCGAGGGGAAGGCAUAAGCCACUGGGAAAUCGCAAUCAGUUUCAGAAACACAAACGCGGCAAUGGAAAUGCAUUAAGUUCUGCUUCUUGGAAGUCGAAUUCUUUGGAAAACGGUACCUAUGAAAGCCCACCAAGAAGCAACAGAAUUCAAGGACAAGGAAAGUCUGAUGUAUGCUGCCAGUCUCCUCGUUUAGUGAAAGGUGAUAACCAUACAAAUGGUUUCCAAAAUGCUUCAUUUAAAAUCGAGUUUGGGUCUUUAGGGAGCCUGGCCGAAGAGGUGAUUUCGGGUUUAUCUUGUGCUUGGGACUCGACUCUAGGCAUCUCAACGGGAGGCCAGGAUUCAACAGCAGCGACGAAGCAAGAAAGGGUUACUGAGCUGUCACUCCUCCACCUCAAGAAUGAAGAUGAGUUUCCCCCUCUAUGCCAAUAA
This is a messenger RNA of Fraxinus pennsylvanica, 2607 nucleotides long. The record is from the annotation of a GenBank genome assembly. Lineage: Eukaryota; Viridiplantae; Streptophyta; Magnoliopsida; Lamiales; Oleaceae.